Sclerotinia borealis F-4128 is the source of this 1188-nucleotide messenger RNA. NCBI's taxonomy places the organism in Eukaryota, Fungi, Ascomycota, Leotiomycetes, Helotiales, Sclerotiniaceae. The record is from the annotation of a GenBank genome assembly.
AUGGAGAAUCCAACGGAAGAAUUGACCCACGUCAAGAAAGUAUGGGAUAAUAUGAAAGGCAACAGUCCCAUCUACGACUUCCUUCUCGCAGAUGUCGAAAUUGUGUCGGCUACAAAAGGUCUGGUGGUCUCGCGCUUGACGGUGGGAAGCAAUCAUGUCAAUUCUCGGGGUACCAUUCACGGCGCAGUGAGUGCAAGUCUGGUCGACUGGUCUGGAGGUCUUGCUAUUGCCUCACAUGGAUUGGAAAAGUCUGGCGCAAGCAUAGACAUUCAUAUCAGUUAUAUUGGAACUGCUCAUGUAGGGGAUGUCUUGCAUAUUGAGGCAAUCGCAUCCAAGGUUGGGAGAUCAGUUGCUUUUACCACGAUUCGAAUCAGUAAGCUAGUUGAUGGCGAGCCGGGACCUAUGGUAGCGACGGCAUCACAUACAAAAUACAUACAAACCAAACUAUGCUCGGAAAGUUUGACAGUCCAACUCGACCCGGAUGAGCUGGACCAGUUUGAGAGUGGAAGCUUCUUGGGAAGCGUUCCAGAUGACCUUCAGUUAACUUGCGGGUGCCAUAUGCAUUGGCAAUGCCUUUUGGACGAAUCUCCUCAAAUCAUAAAUUCACUGAAUUGUCCGUCGUGUGAUAAGUCAAUCGCAUCUUCAAUUGCCUCAUCCUCAACAUCCGUAUCCGGAACCAGAGUUCCCACGAGAUAUCACAAUGAAGGAGGGAUCCAAGAAGACCUUGACAUCUUGCCUCUUAUCACUGAAGAAGCCUAUCUUGAUGAACACCCGGAGGCACGUCCCGCUCGAGCAUUCAUGACCUUGUGCGCCGAAGGUGAUAUCAUGGGAGUCAACGACCUGCUCAGUGCAGUAGAAGAUGAUGAGGAUGGAGAAGGACUCUCGGCAAAGCCAAUUCUCCGUUAUCAGGAUCCUUUAGAUGGAAUGAAAAGUAGUUUACACGUGGCCGUCGAGAAUGGACAGGAGGAAAUUAUCUGGCUAUUAUUGUGGCUUGCUUCAACUCUUCCGACAAACAUUUUCCCAGAACAAAUCACUCAGAUGGCAGGGGCCAUGGGGGUAGGACGUGAUACUGCUGAUGGGGAAGAUAUCCGGAAUCUUCGGAAUACUCAGGGACAAUUGGCAAGCGAUUUGGCGAGAAGUACAGGCAAUGUUCUUUUAACAGAAUUAUUGUCGGCAAACUUGCCUUGA